AUGAAGAUUCAACUGAAUGAGCUCUGCAGCAGCACCACCUUUCUCUCUGCCUCCAUUACAAAACUAGCACAUUCACAGAGCUGGCCUUAUAAAGACUCCUGCACACCAGACCACACCUCUGCUCCUGAGUCCAUGGAGGCCAAGGCCAAGUCUGGGGCACCAGCGCCCAAGGCAGCUACUAAAGUAGAGAAGAAGGAGCCAGUCGCCCCACGCAAGGCUGACCCAGCCCCUGCAGCCCCCGAGCCCGAGAUUCCCCCUCCUGCCCAGGAUGGAGCGGCAGACGCUGAGUCGGCGGCGGCGGGAGCAGGUGACGAGGCUGCGGCCUCCGGCACAGACUCUCUGGAACACCUGAAACCUUUCCUGAUCGGUGGAGUCGUUAUUGCUGCAGGAGCCAUCUUGGUGGGAGUGUUGCUGCUGGCGAGGAGAAAUUAAAACCAAAUCUUUCAAUUUAAUUAGGGGUAUUUACUGAUUGAUAACUUAAAGAAUUAAUGCUGACUGGUUCACAGACUAUGGUGCAGAUGGGGGAUGGGAAGACACUGUGCAAUCUGUGCGUUUUCGUUUGUUUUUUGGCCUGCUCUCACUCGUAGUGAAUCAACCCAUUGAAGUUUUAAUCAAGCUGUGUAUGGAGCAUAUUUAUACUUAGUAUAUGCAUGAAGUUGCUAUAAUAUUGCAUAUGAAAUGUAUUUAUCUAUUUCCUAAGAAAAAAAAGAAGAAAAAGACUCACUGUAUCACUAAACUUGCGGGCCUAUACUCUCUACAGGUAGCUUUAUCUGCUUUGACUGCUUUAUCUUGUUUAAUCCCGUUAGCACAAAUAUUGAAAAAAGGUUGCAAUAUUUGUGCAUUAUCGAACCAGAAAUGAGCUUGGUUCAUUUUGCUUUGAGAUGAUGAAAAACUGCAUUCACUGUAAUCAUGAUGUUCUUUGGAUGUUGGAGUUCUAGGUUUUUAUUUAAAUUCAGAAUUAUACAAUUGAAAUAGUUGGUAAGAGAACAUUUGCAUUUAUGCACUGGGAUGUAUUGCACAUAUUUUGGCUAAAGAAAUGUCCACCCAGGUAAAGCAGGCAACCAAUUCAGACAUAUGAAGGUUAAGUGCAGGCACUCCACUGUGCAGCAUAAGAUGACAUCAGAUGGUUGGACAGAUUUGAUGAGGAUUUGGCUAUCUGUAUUUUGGCCAGUUUGAAAUGAAAAAUGGAACAUUAAGCUGCAUUUAACGCAUUAUUUACUAUCAUAUUUGACAUGUGGUGAUCUGACUUUUUAAACUAUGUGUAGAUCUGAUUUGGUUUCAUCAUAUAGCUAUGGACCAGUUUACUGGAGCUGUUUGCGGGCCGUCAUUAAUACAAGAGAAUAACUAUUUAUUCUAUUUCUAAUUAUAGGGUCUACCUUACCGAAUUGGGUCAUUAAAUGGGAGUACAUUUUAUAAGCUUAAUACAAAAUGGGAAUAGUCAGAACCUUUUAAUGUUAAAAGUUAAAUACAAUAGGAACAGUGAAAUCUAAAACUAAAUUUUAUGUGGUGGUGGAGAAAUAGUAAACAACUGAUUGUUGAACAUGUAUUACCUGCUCUUAAGGAGUAAAGCGUACUUGUGAACUUGUGCUUUGAUGUGGGAUAAGAAGGACUUAGUUUACUGUUAAAUAUCAGAAAUCAGAAACCUUUCCUGUCUAACCACAAUAGUUGCCAGCUCAGUCUGUUUACAUUUUACAGUGAAUGCUUAGCUGUACCAGGCUGUAUAGAGCCAUUAGUGUUCCAGUAUCAGGUUUAAAGCCUGCUGCCCUAAAAAAGGGAGAUGUCUCUGCGCCUCCUAUGUUUUCAUAAUAAGCAAACAAUGUAAGGAGAACAUCCUUUUAUAACACUAUGAAAGUGUGAAUGUACUGUUCCAUACUUAAUUUCAAGGUGGCAAACAAAAAAUCUGUUACAAUGGCAUUGCUGCACACACUCAUCUGUACAGCUGCACACCAUAUUCUCACUGUGCAUUGUAAAACCCAUCAAGUUGUCCAUGCUAGAAGAGUAGAUAUGGCAGAAUGACUUUUCUGAUACUCACAUCACUUGAGUUUUGCCAUGAGGGUAUGUAUAACUCUUACACAGUUCUUACUGAAAAUAUUGUUUGAACAUGCCACAUUCACUAGUCAAAACCCCUAACAUAUCCAAAUGAUAGUAUGCCAACACCAAAUCAAAUUUCACCUUACAUUGUACAAUACAGUGUACUAAAAAAAAGAAAAGAAAAUUCCUAUUUUCAUAAUUUCAACAGCGUAUAAAUGCAAUAAUUCAGGUAGGACUCCUCAUUUAGCAUAUGUGCUGUAGCAAGUUAAAUUACAUAGAUGAUGUAAUGAUGUAUGAUGUACUGAUGGCAAUGAUGGUGAUGUUACAUGAUGCCACCAAUAAUUAUCAUGGUGGCUGUAAUGAUAAUGAUGGAUAUGAUAUAUAUUUUUAUAUACUUUAACAUAUCUUCUUUUUGCACCCUCCCCUCUGCCUCCAAAUGUCUAAAUGUAAAAAAUUAGUUUAAAAUCCAACCUUAUUAAAGGUAGUGAACCAGUCCAUAUGAGUAUUUCUUGAUGUGAUA
Messenger RNA from Menidia menidia (Atlantic silverside), 2551 nucleotides. The record is from the annotation of a GenBank genome assembly. Lineage: Eukaryota; Metazoa; Chordata; Actinopteri; Atheriniformes; Atherinopsidae.